Molecule: messenger RNA, 237 nt
Organism: Penicillium soppii
Lineage: Eukaryota; Fungi; Ascomycota; Eurotiomycetes; Eurotiales; Aspergillaceae
Exons: 1
Coding region: 1-237 (78 amino acids)
Source: RefSeq, a predicted model, not a curated record
AUGUCUUCCGUCCCAGUGGACCCCGAAUCGUUUGGUUCAGUCCAUUGUUGGCUGAAGAGGUCACUUUCGCGCUUAGAAUUGCGUGGUUCUGAGGCCCCUGUGUCGGUUGAUGGUCGAGACUCUGUCCCCUUUUCAAUGCGAGGCCGCUUCCGACUACCAAGGUCCGAAUUGGUAGACUGGGAGGUUGCCGUCUCUACGGUCUCUGCUUUAUGCUUUCUGGAGGCGGAUGUGGAUUAG